This is a messenger RNA of Candidozyma haemuli, 2523 nucleotides long. RefSeq names its product histone deacetylase (gene HDA1). Bases 1 to 2523 code for a protein of 840 amino acids. The transcript has a single exon. Gene Ontology annotation, molecular function: histone deacetylase activity. Lineage: Eukaryota; Fungi; Ascomycota; Pichiomycetes; Serinales; Metschnikowiaceae. The record is from RefSeq and is a predicted model, not a curated record. Gene Ontology annotation, biological process: chromatin organization. Gene Ontology annotation, cellular component: histone deacetylase complex.
AUGGACGCAGAAGAGUCUAGAAAAAGGCCUCUUGACCUGCUUGACCAGAAUGACGGUCUGUCGCCUUUACCCACUUUAGAGACCGCACCCUCUCCAGUGGGCCCAGACACGAAACCACCACAGGAGCCUGAGGACCAGGAUAUGGAUGGCGAGGUGGCGCCAAAGGAGCCUGAGGUCAAGGCUGAAGAGGAGGUGAAAACUGAGGAUAACGGAGCGGUGGCGAUGGAUACGGUCAAGAGUGAAGAAACUACUGCACCUGCUGCUACACAACCCGACACAGCAGCAGUGGGCGACUCCAACGGAACGGAGGCUGUUGCGGCGACAGAAAACGGCACAAAGAGGUUUAAGCUGGAUACGCUUGUGGUGGUUCCUCAUAAGACACCACAGCUUUUCUACACGUUGCUUAAGACGGGUCUUGUCUAUGAUGUGCGGAUGAGGUACCAUGCCAAGAUCUUCACGUCCUACUUUGAGUAUAUCGACCCACAUCCGGAGGAUCCACGCCGUAUCUACCGUAUUUAUAAGAAACUUGCCGAGGCGGGGCUUAUUCAGGAUACGUCGCUUUCGGGCUCUGAGGAUAUCGGUCCUCUCAUGGUGAAAAUUCCUAUCCGUGAAGCCAGGGCUGAAGAAAUCUUGGAAGUGCAUUCUGCUGAGCAUCUCAAGUACAUUUCGCUGACGGAGCAGAUGACUCGUGACCAGCUUCUUGAAGAAACAGAAAAGGGUGACUCCAUCUACGUGAAUAACGACUCCUACCUCCUGGCUAAGCUUUCGUGUGGUGGUUCUAUUGAGGCAUGCAAGGCCGUCGUGGAAGGUAAAGUUAAGAACUCCAUGGCCAUUGUGCGUCCUCCUGGCCAUCACGCUGAACCCGAUACUCCUGGUGGGUUCUGUCUUUUCAGUAACGUGGCGGUGGCUGCCAAAAACAUCCUUAAGUCUUACCCAGAGUCGGUUCGCCGUAUCGUCAUUCUUGAUUGGGAUAUCCACCACGGUAACGGUACCCAAAGAGCUUUCUAUAACGACCCUCGUGUCCUCUACAUUUCCCUCCAUCGUUACGAGAACGGUAAGUUUUACCCAGGUACGAAAUAUGGAGGCCACGAUAAAGUGGGUGAAGGUGAAGGUGAAGGUUACUCUGUGAACGUUCCUUGGAGUGCUCCUGGUGUGGGCGACGCUGACUAUGUCUACGCUUUCCGUAGAGUAGUGAUGCCAAUUAUCAGUGAAUUUGACCCUGACCUUAUUAUCGUCAGUGCUGGUUUCGAUGCUGCAGACGGUGACUUGAUUGGUCAAUGUCACGUCAGUCCGGCUGGAUACGGCCAUAUGACCCACAUGUUGAAGGCUAUAGCUAAAGGCAAGCUCGCUGUCAUUUUAGAAGGUGGAUACAGUUUAGACUCCAUCAGUGAGAGUGCCUUAGGCGUUGCUAAGGUGCUUAUAGGUGAGCCUCCUGAAGCAACUAUCAGCUCUCAACCACGUUUAGAGACCCUCGAGGUUGUCAACGAGGUGAUCAGAAUGCAAAGCAAAUACUGGAAGUGCAUGAAGCCUGGCAACUCGGCCCAUGUAUUCGAAGAUGUCUACGACUUGUCCACGGACAACCUCCUUUCGUUCGCUGAACCAAUCCGUGCAUACCAGGCACAACAGCUUUUCACCAACCACUCAUUCAUCAGCCUCCCCAUCAUUGAUCACCCAGAAUACAAGCUUUCUACGUUCAGUACAGAUCUUCCUGCUCACAUGGAAGACAUUGUGUUGGCCAGUCCUCUGGUGCUGACGAAUUCCACCAUUGUUGUUUCCAUUCACGACCCUCCUGAAGUCUGGGCCAACAUCAAUCCUAUUAACGGAAACAUUGAGAGCAGCACUUCUGUCGUGCUUGAACAUCCAUUGACGCGUGUCAUGAAAAAGGUUCGUUCAGAGCUUUCAGUGGAUGGUGGCUCGGCGGACGAUGUUGGAUAUAUCGACAUUAAUAUCCCCUCCUAUACGGAAGCUGUUGCAUCGGCUCAGACAAGCUCAAAGAACAACUCAAACGAAAAGACUACUUCACCGGUGAAGAGUUCAAACUACAACCCUACCAUAUUUGCCCAGGAACUUCUUCUCUGGGUGUGGGACAACUACUUGACAUACUUUCCAGAACUCAAAAAGGUUGUGUUUGUCGGGUUUGGGGACUCAUAUCAGUCUAUUGUCCAUCUUUAUGCUAAGCGUCCAUCGCAGGAGAUCAAGGACGUUGUCAAGGGUACAGUUGGAUUUGUCAGCCGAUCUAAUCUUAAGGCCCUAGUGCCAGUAAUGGAUGAAUCAAUGGUAGACUGGUACUACCAAAGUUCAGUCCUUUUUACAAGUUACAAAAAUACCUGUUGGGUUAGCACCUCUGCUAAUGCUAAAAAUGGAGAUUCCGAUGAUGUCGGAAAGCGCCCUAGGAAAAAGUACGGUCGUGUGUUGAAGGCAUCUGUUGAUGGUUUAUGGGAUGUCAUUCAUGAGAGAUUCGACGAAGGUGUGGACUUCAUUCUUGAUUCCAUUGAAGACUUCUCCGAAUCUGAAUCUAAUUAG